AUGCCAAACUAUGUGAGGUUCCUAAACAAGAAGAGAAAGCUGAGAGAGUAUGAGACUGUGGCGGUGACCAAGGCUUGCAGCAAUAUUCACACAAGCAAAAUUACAGCAAAGAUGAAGGACCCUAGGUACUUCACAAUACCCGUUUCCAUUGGAGGGCAGAAAAUAGGGCUUGCAUUAUGUGAUCUGGGAGCCAGUAUUAAUCUUAUGCCCUUAUCCAUCUACAACAAGCUGGGUAUAGGAGAAGCGAGGCCUACGACAGUGACAUUGCAACUUGCGGACCGAUCCAUCACACAUCUGGAAAGGAAAAUUGAAGAUGUCUUGGUACAAGUUGAUAAAUUCAUUUUUCCUGCUGACUUUAUUAUUUUGGAUUAUGAUGUAGAUAAGGAGCUCCCUAUCAUCCUUGUGAGGCCAUUUCUUGCAACAGGGAGAGCGCUGGUAGACAUUCACAAAGGAGAGCUGACAAUGCGAGUUCAAGAUCAAUAA
Molecule: messenger RNA, 483 nt
Organism: Momordica charantia (bitter melon)
Lineage: Eukaryota; Viridiplantae; Streptophyta; Magnoliopsida; Cucurbitales; Cucurbitaceae
Source: RefSeq, a predicted model, not a curated record